Messenger RNA from Medicago truncatula (barrel medic), 1310 nucleotides. RefSeq names its product 2-alkenal reductase (NADP(+)-dependent). The record is from RefSeq and is a predicted model, not a curated record. NCBI's taxonomy places the organism in Eukaryota, Viridiplantae, Streptophyta, Magnoliopsida, Fabales, Fabaceae. Gene Ontology annotation, molecular function: 2-alkenal reductase [NAD(P)H] activity. The transcript has 6 exons. Bases 124 to 1173 code for a protein of 349 amino acids.
UGAUUAGUGUUGGUUCAAGGUUUAUCUUUAAUUAGAUCUUCCUUUUACACAAUUGCAGACACUGAAUCAAACAUUGCACAUUGCAUCCGAAUUAGAACUAUUAGCUGCUAGAAAGUAAAAAACAUGGGAGAUUUGGUAGAAAACAAAGAAUGGUACGUAGCUGCAUACUCUCCUGAGGGUGUUCCAACGUCGGAUCAUCUUAAACUCCGCACUGUUUCUCUUUCUCUUGCCCAUGAAUCAAUCCCUGAUGACCAUCUAAUCGUCGAAACUCUCCUUCUCUCUGUUGAUCCAUAUCUUCGCGGAACAAUCACCGGCACCCUUGAAGGCCUUUUCAUUCCACAAUAUCAACUUAAUCAGGUGCUUACAACAUUUGCGGUUGUAAGGGUAAUUCGAUCGAAGGAUAGUAAAUACAGUGAGGGGGAUAUCCUUUUGAAUGGAUAUGGUCUCGUUGCUGAGUAUAGCAUUGUACCCUCUUCUCAUAUAAUUAGAAAAAUUGAUCCUGCUAAUGGGAUUUCACUGUCUGAUUAUCUUGGUUCUUUAGGAGUACCUGGGUUUGCAGCAUGGUUGGGAAUAGAGGUACUAGGAAACCCAAAGCCAGCAUCAAAUGUGUUCAUAUCUGCUGCAUCUGGUGCUGUUGGUAUGAUUGCUGGUCAACUUGCUAAGAUACGAGGAUGUCGGGUCAUUGGCAGCACUGGCUCUGAUGAUAAGGUGAAGCUCAUUAAAGAGAAAUUUGGAUAUGAUGAUGGAUUCAACUACAAUAUAGAAUCAGAUUUUGAUGCUGCUUUAAGCAAGUAUUUCCCUGAUGGUAUUGAUGUUUACCUUGACAAUGUUGGUGGUAAAAUGCUCGAAUCUGUACUUAACCAUGUGAACAAAAAUGCUAGAAUACCUCUUUGUGGGAUGAUAUCUCAAUAUAAUAAGGUUUGGACCGAAAGAGAAGGCAUUAGAAAUCUUCUGAACAUGGUGGGAAAGGAGGUGAGGAUGGAGGGCUUUAUGAUUAAAUCAUAUUUGCAUCGUUUUGGAGAUUUUGUUAAAGAUAUGGAAAAAUACUUACAAGAAGGCAAAAUUAAGCCAAAGAGUAAAAUCAAUAUCGGAAUUGAGAACUUUUUGGAAAGCUUAAACUCUGUUUUCUCUAAUUCUAACAUUGGAAAAGUUGUUGUUCAAGUUAAGGCUUAGUACCCAAAUACCAUAUUUGCAUGAUAAUAAUGUUAUUAUGAGUACAAUAUAUGUCGAACCAUAUUUUCAUUAUAAUUAGUCGUUUGUUUCAAACAUUCCUCUAUGAAUGGAUAUGUAAUAAUUUUAAGGUUUAAAUA